This is a messenger RNA of Bacidia gigantensis, 4167 nucleotides long. RefSeq lists its product as uncharacterized. Gene Ontology annotation, molecular function: protein binding. The coding region runs from base 1 to 4167 and encodes 1388 amino acids. Lineage: Eukaryota; Fungi; Ascomycota; Lecanoromycetes; Lecanorales; Ramalinaceae. The record is from RefSeq and is a predicted model, not a curated record. The transcript has 3 exons.
AUGGCUGACUCAGACAUUCAAUUUGAAGAUAUCUGGAAUCAUGUAUUUAGCCUGUAUGAGGAGAAAACGAACAGAGACCUGAAAACCGAUCCUUUGCUUGGAGAACUGCGCACUACCGACGAUCUCCUCCUUCAGAUCAAUGCCCGACAGCGAAACUUUGAGGCAUUUCGCCAAAAGAAGGCGAAACUAUGGUCCAUUCUGCGUGGCUCAAUGAUUGGCGUUGAACUCGUAGGGGGUCUCACGCAGGAUGCUUUGACCUUGACUCCAUUUUCCAUGGCCUCGCCUGUACUGGGAGCAGUCCUGUUCUUAGUUAGCUCCGCUGGAGAUGUCAGUAAGGCUUAUGACACAAUAGUAGACCUGCUUUCUCAGCUUGAGGACUUCACUGGACGCUUGCAGGAAUACACUAAUGCUACUGUUGAACCGAAGCUUCGCAAAAAGCUGAUUGAUGUAUUAGCAUGCCUACUUGAGAUCUUCGCAAGAUCGGAGAAGCUCAUACGAAAGGGCAGAGUCAAGCAGUAUUUCUCUGUGACCUUCCUCCGUAGUAAUGAAAAGGUGGCUGCUGCCUUAGAGCGACUCAAGUCGCUCAUGGACACAGAGGCAAAACUCGUGGGGUCACUCACAUAUUCGACCCUUCUCAGAACAGAUGAAUCAGUAUCUCAAGGAUUGAAAGUUAUGGAGAGGACUGAAACUUUGUCAGAAUGGCACCAGGAAAGCCUGGAGGAUUCCAAGAAAGAUGCGAAUGAAAAAGCUGAACGGGAGAGAAUCGACAAGGAGCUUGAUCGAACCACCUUACGAAAAGUCCAGGACUACCAGAACGACAUAUCCGAGCGAAGAUUGACUGGAACUUGUGACUGGAUAAGGAAAGAGCCCCUAUUUCAACAGUGGAUUGCUCAAGAGAGCCCCAUACUGUGGAUCCUUGGGGGCCCAGGAGCUGGGAAAUCAUUUCUUUCGUCCAAAAUUAUCGCCCAUCUCCAAGAGAAAUUUCCUCAAGAUCCUCAUGUGCCGUCCCGCGAGUCUGUCGGCUACUUCUACGUCAGAGAGGAUGAUCAGCAGCUUCGCUCAUUGAAUGCCAUAUUGAAAAGUCUUGCAUUGCAAAUUGCAACCAACAAUCCGAUAUAUAGGAAACACGCUGCUAACGUAUGCAACUCGCCAGAUAAGAUAGGUACUGCAAAACAUACCUGGCAAAACUUGUUUCUCGACUUCUUUAGUUCAGACCAGAAUAGAGAUAGUGUGGUCUUCAUUGUGAUUGAUGGAUUAGAUGAAGCGCCAAAGAAGGAACAGACAGCAUUUCUAAAGAUUCUGAGAAGGCUUCUCAGGCAGUCCAGUGGAGUUGAUCAGGCACCAAUGCGGCUUCAUUUUGCCAUGGUAGGGCGUCCUGAGCUUCGAGAGAGUAUACUGUCGGUGUGGGCAUCGCAGAUCAUAUACAUUGAAGUUUCAGCGGCAAAAAAUACGCCAGAUAUUGAUGACUACAUCAAACGCGGUAUCCAUAAAGUCAAAGCACUGAAAAAUAGACACAUAUCUAGUACCGACAGAGAGUUGCUGAAGGCCACGAUCGUUCAAAAGCUACAAGAGGGUGCUUUAGGUAUGUUUCUUUGGGUCAACUUGAUGCUCGAUCAAAUUUGUAAUGUAUCACGACCAAGUAGCAUUGAGGGGAUCUUAAAGGAAGCGCCACAUGACUUGGCAAAAAUGAUCCGACAUGUCUUUCAAAGGCUUGCUGCCGAUCCUGGUGUACAAAAAGAAGACAUAAACGAGAUGCUGACAUGGGUCACAUUCGCUCAAAGACCAUUGCUGCUAGGUGAGAUGGACGUCAUCCUGAAAUUGAGACCGCCCGUUGGAGAAGGCAUGCCGGACCUAGAGGACAGACUGCGGGGCCAAUUCGCUUCAUUCUUCAUUCUGAAUCGGGAAGACUCUAAGACAACAGAAGAUCUAGCUAGUGAACUCGCCGAGAAAUUCAAACACAAGAUGAUACUUGAGACUCCUAUUGAUGGCCCACACGAUCUCGCAGAUGAAGAGCAAGGCUUUGACAUUCUUGAGCUUCCAAGCUAUGAGUCUGAUUUCAAAGCUACUGAGUUGGCUUUCAGCCAUGCGAGCAUACGGGAUUAUCUCUUACAGGAAGGUAGAGCAGAAACACGAAGGUGGCCUAGCGAUUUGGGUAUUGGCAUUGAGGUCAAUAAGGCGAAGCAUCAUGUUACUGUCUUUUGCCUCACAGUUUUACGCGAUAAAGAACACGAAAAAACUUUCCCUGGAACCAACCUUCUGACUUACGCAGCUGACAACGUUCUGACACAUCUAAAAGGUGUGGAUAGAUUGAGUUUGACGACUCACGAAAGACAGGCGGUCAUUGAUCCGCUGUUCAACCUGUUGGAUGAUGAUGCUACCAUUGAAAGAUGGUUCAGUAAUAUCUCUAGCGACAAAGAUAUCUUUAUUCGAGAUUGGCUGACCGACAAGGACCUGGAAAAGUGUAUCGGAGACUGGCUCGCCGAUGAGGAAAAUCAGCGCCAUGGCUUCUCAGCAUCAUCCUCCUAUGUGCAGCUUCUUCAAUCGACACUGCUGAUCGAAAAAAUUCCUACUGCCAGGCUACGCCUCAUUGCUGACGACCCUCAAUACGAAAAGACUGCGUACUGGCAUCAUCGGCUUGGAGCUAUACUCAGAGAGGCGUCAUACUUUGAAGCUGCGAUUGAAGAGUUCGAUAUUUCCUUUCAAAUGUAUGACGGUGAUUGGAUACUUCAUUGGAACAUGUCUCGGGCCUAUGAGUCGCUCGAGGAUUAUUCGUCCGCCCUUUCCUGGGCCGAGAAAGCUCUCACCAUAGUGCCUACGAAGGAGAAGAGCAUCAUAUUGCAAGACAUUUCAAGAUGGAGGCUAAAUUUAGAUGAUGUGGAAGAGGCAAUUGAGGCAGCGCACGCUGCAUGGUCUUUAGCACCAGAAAACCCCCGUAUGGGAGGAAGCUACCUCUAUGCAUUAAAUGCAGGAUUCAAAUAUAAGGAGAUAAUGGACGUUGCAACUUAUCUUUCGGUGACUACCUCGCAAGAGAGCCAGGAGAAUCAGCUUUCGCUGCUGUUGCUCAAUACGUUCAGCUUUCAUGAAUUUAUUGGCAAUGCAGCUCGGGAGAUGGGCGAUUUAAACUUUGCUGAGAAAGCAAUAGAAAAUGCUAUCACUGCUGCAGAACGCAGGAAAGACUUAGAGGAGCUCGCAACCCAAAGAUGCGAACUUGCCAUAUUCUUGGAUCGCCAUGCUUUUCGGACAUCUAAAGCCAUCGUGACGUUUGAACUGGUCUUGGAAAGUAUUGCCUCGCGUAAGAGUGUCAACAGCUUUGAGGACCAGAGACACACCGCAGUGAAGUAUCUCGCUCAAUUGUAUUAUAACGAAGCCGUUGCGACCCGAAGCCAAGAUAAGCCUUCUGAACAUUGGAUAUCGAAACUGCAAGGACUAGCCAAGUCGGGCGUUGCACCCGAUGGCGAGGAUGUCUAUUCGACAAGAAUAGCUUCGACAAUGCUUGGUCUGUGGUACCGCAACCACGGCAAAGAAAGCGAGGCAAAGGCAUGUCUGCGUCCUCGAUUCCUCGAGGGUAUCGACAUGCUCACAGAUGAUGACCCCGCAAAUGACCAGUUUGGGUACGAUGUGCUUUCUGAAAUACUUUUGAAGGCGGGAGAUCGUGAGAACGCUGGCGCUGCCCUUGCCGUUACUACUGCGCCUCUAGACAAACUAAAGUCAAUUCGAUCCACCAAGGAGAAGGCUGCAGGUCAAAGCCUGAAUAGCAACGCAGGCGAAGAAGACUCGACUCCCGCACUGCCAGCUGAGGAGUCAAAACCAAACACGACUCCAGCAGACACCUCCUCACCAUCACCUCCUACCACUAAACGCUCUCUUCCAUCUGCUCAAAAGCCACUCUUCAUCUACGAAUGCGACGGCAACUGCAAACGUAAGGUCGAAGACUGGACCGCUUUCUACGUCUGCGAGAUCUGCAUCGACACAGCGUUCUGCGACCAAUGCAUCGAGCUCGUGAAGACCGCAAGACUGCCUUUCAAAAAAUGUCACGCAAAUCACAUUUUUUACCAAGCGUACCCCUUAGAGGAGAAGGCGGACGAGAUCGCUUCGGUCGUGGUGGAUGGGAAGGUUCUGCCGAGGAAGGAAUGGUUGGAGGGGUUGAGGAGGGAGUGGGUGGCUUGA